This is a messenger RNA of Microtus oregoni (creeping vole), 2318 nucleotides long. It is a transcript of the gene Spint1, whose product is annotated as serine peptidase inhibitor, Kunitz type 1. Bases 286 to 1821 code for a protein of 511 amino acids. The record is from RefSeq and is a predicted model, not a curated record. The transcript has 11 exons. Lineage: Eukaryota; Metazoa; Chordata; Mammalia; Rodentia; Cricetidae. Gene Ontology annotation, molecular function: serine-type endopeptidase inhibitor activity; protein binding.
CCGGCCACUCUGACUCAGUUUCACCAGAAACUAGAGGGGGAGGAGGCUGCAGAUUUUCCGCACACCCUGAGCGGGACGGAAGCCGGGCGGGAUCUUCAGCGGCCCCACCCCGUUCACCUGCGCAGGUAGCCCGGGCGGACGGUAGGCGGAGGCCCAGCAGGCUCGGAGCAUGUUUGGUGGCCGUCCGUGCUGUGUCUGGGUCACAAGCACCCUCGGAACCCGGAGGCCCGCACUGUGAAGGUGACCCCCGCCCUGGGGAGGAGGGCGACGGCCCCUAGGAGCACGAUGGCGGGCCGCCGCCUGACCCUGGCGCAGGCCAGCAUCUCUACGGUCGGCGUGUGGCUCCUUUGCUCGCUUGGGCUCCAGGGCACUGAAAGUGCGCUGCCGUCCGCGCCCCCUGAACUUCCCGGGGGAUCCGCCUGCUUGACCCGCUUUACCAGCGGGGUGCCGGCUUUCGUGCUCGACACCGAAGCUUCGGUCAGCAACGGGGCCACCUUCCUGGGCUCCCCGACGGUGCGCCGCGGCUGGGACUGCGUGCGUGCCUGCUGCGCCACCCAGACCUGCAAUUUGGCGCUGGUGGAGCUGCAGCCAGACGGCGGCGAGGACGCCAUCUCUGCCUGCUUCCUCAUGAACUGCCUGUACGAGCAGAACUUCGUGUGCAAGUUCGCCCCGAAGGAGGGCUUCAUCAACUACCUUACGCAGGAGCUUUACCACUCCUACCGCGAGCUGCGGACCCGGGGCUUUGGAGGGUCCCAGAUCCCUCGAACCUGGGUGGGCAUAGACUUGAAGGUACAGCUGCAGAAACCCCUGGUGCUGAGAGAUCCAGACACAACAAACUGGCACCUGCUACAGGGUGACAGCGAUGUCAGAGUGGAGAGAAACAGUCCGGAUGAAGUGGAGCUGUGGGGGCUAAAGGAAGGAACCUACCUCUUCCAACUGACACAAACUGACUCAGACCAGCCAGAGGACACCGCCAACCUCACCAUCACCGUGCUAACAGCCAAGCAGACAGAAGAUUACUGCCUCGCCUCCUACAAGGUGGGCCGCUGCCGGGGCUCCUUCCCGCGCUGGUACUAUGACCCCACAGAGCAAAUCUGCAAGAGUUUCACAUAUGGAGGUUGCCUGGGCAACAAGAACAAUUACCUUCGGGAAGAAGAGUGCAUGCUAGCCUGCAAGGAUGUGCAAGGAAUCUCCCCCAAAAGGCACCAUCCAGUGUGCUCGGGCAGCUGCCACCCCUCCCAAUUCCGCUGCAGCAAUGGUUGCUGCAUUGAUGGCUUCCUGGAGUGUGACGACACCCCUGAUUGCCCUGAUGGCUCUGACGAGGCCACCUGUGAAAAAUACACCCGUGGCUUUGAUGAGCUUCAGAAAAUUGACUUCCGCAGUGACAGAGGGUUCUGUGCAGAACUGCCAGACACUGGGCCCUGCCAAGAGAACAUCCCGCGCUGGUAUUACAACCCAUUCAGCGAACACUGUGCCCGCUUCACCUAUGGUGGUUGCUAUGGCAACAAGAACAGCUUUGAGGAGGAGCAGCAGUGUCUUGAGUCCUGUCGUGGCAUCUCCAAGAAGGAUGUGUUUGGUCUGCGGAGGGAAAGCUCCGUUCCCAGCGUAGGUUCUGUGGAGGUGGCCAUUGCUGUUCUCCUGGUCAUCUCCAUCAUAGUGGUCGUAGCCAUCCUGGGAUAUUUCUUCUUCAAGAGUAAGAGAAAGGGCUUCCGCAGUCACCGCCGCCGCCACCACCCGCCUCCCACACCAGCCAGCUCCACUGUUUCCACCACUGAGGACACAGAGCACCUGGUCUAUAAUCACACAACCCGGCCCCUCUGAGCCUGGGAGUCUGCCAAGACAGAGGCUCGAACCUGGGAAAACUUGGGGACCAGACAUUUCCUGCCUGCUUCCUGGGCUCACUAGCUCUGUCUCAGAAGCCAGGUCUCUGGGCGUCUCAGAGGAUGCUCAUCUACACUCACUCGGGCCAGUUCUGGAGAAGGCCCAAGAGACUGGGAGGAGCAGAGCAGCCUUGAGCCAGGAGUACUGUACAUAGAAGGACCUGUUUGCCCUGGAGCCAGAGGAAGUUGGUGUUUUUUGUGUCCUGUUCAGAGAUGCCCAUCCCCAUCCAAUGAUGCUAGGACUUGGAGUGACAUCAGAAGCUGGAAGCUGCAAUCUGCCUUCCACGGCUGGCCUUGCGCUCGUCACAGUCCAGCACUGAAGGAUGAUGUCCCUGUGUAGUUCGUGCUGGGGGGUACCAGGGUCAUAGUUCAGUGGUAGAACAUGUACCCUGAGUUCUCUCCAUGGCACCACAAAAUGACAUUAAAUUAAAAAAUAAA